GUUCCCUUCAAGAUACCGUAACGGUUGGGCAUCGCUCCUCCUUGUGGAGGGGAGUUCUUCCACAUCCGCCAUGAAGAUGCACAUAGGUGCCGUUAUCCUUCUGGUCGCGGCCGCCACUCACACCGCCACCGCACGAACAUGCGGCGACAAGAGCCCUUUGGACGAGAAAUGUGCUGACCUGUUCCCUACUUGCCCGGAUCAGCACUCCCCUGCCAUCUUCAACGGAUGCUACCAUUGUGCCCACGACGUCACGUGCGAGAUCAAAGCGUUCGCCGUGGUGAAUGUCAAGGACAUGGUAGCUGCCAACGAAGACGUGGAUCGAGAUGUUAAGGAAUCACUCCUCGACGCACGUGAGAACACCCGUGUCAGGUCUCAUGCGUCUUCGUCGAGCGACCUGCAUGCAGUGGCCUCGGUGACCUCCAGCGACGAGGAAAACACCAGCAACGACGGAUGGGCUGUACCGGGCGUAUUGGGACUCCUUGGCGUCGGUGUGGCUGUCGGCGGAGUCUAUCGGCACAAGCGAAGUCGGGGGCAGUACCAUUCGAUUCUGUCGCAGCAACAACAACAGUACGACGCUGACGAUGCCGCGCUGGACGACCUCAACCCCUUCUGCCACGGAAGCCUCAGCGAAGAAACCCCAUCUCUGCUGAAACCUUCGCCCAAAGCAUCGGCGACGUCAUCGUCGUUCCGCAUCUUGACCGUUUAAUCCACCUUCUAGAAAUACAUGUAUGCCAUGCCUCGUGCUUCCUGUCG
Messenger RNA from Aphanomyces astaci, 753 nucleotides. RefSeq lists its product as hypothetical. The transcript has a single exon. NCBI's taxonomy places the organism in Eukaryota, Oomycota, Saprolegniomycetes, Saprolegniales, Verrucalvaceae. Bases 71 to 706 code for a protein of 211 amino acids. The record is from RefSeq and is a predicted model, not a curated record.